GGAGGAAUACCCUCCUUCCUGGCCUCGAUUCUCCUGUUCAGUCCCGCACAAAUUCUGCGCAGACAAUCCAAAUCUUACAACUAAAGCGCAAUUUCGCUUUCCAUACGCAAAGCGCCAUCUCAGCACCCGCAACUAUCCACAACGGCUCUCCCACGCCUCCCCACCUCCGCCAACACAAUGGCAUCCUCGUCCGAACCCCAACGAAUAACCAUCACCAUCUGUGGCGACGGCGGCUGCGGAAAGUCCUCUAUAACGCUUCGUCUCGUACGCUCACAAUGGACCCACGAAUACGACCCCACGAUCGAAGACUCGUACUCCAUAACACGGCGCAUUGACGGACAGACCUACCACCUCUCGCUCACCGAUACAGCCGGGCAGGAAGAAUACCGCGGCAUGUGGGCAUCGUCGAAUUUACGCUCUGAUGCUUUCUUACUGGUGUAUGAUAUCACGAAUAAAGAUUCUCUGGGCGUGUUACAGGAGUUCAAUGACCUCAUAGAUAUCGAGGCGGAAACUCGUCUAGAUGCAUGGGAACGCGAUCUCCGGUCUGGGAGGGCGAAGAAGGGGCAGCAGACGCCGAGUGGAAGUGGACCAGUACGACCGAUCAAGAUUGUAGCGGGCAAUAAAUGCGAUUUGCAGGAAUCGAGACAGGUGCUAGCAAGAGAAGGCUUGGAUUGGGCGAGGAAACGAGGAUGUGGGUUUAUGGAGACGAGUGCGAGGAAUACGGUUAACAUCGAAGAGACGUUUGCGUUGAUUGUGAGGAGGGUGGUAGAGGCGAGACGACAGGCAGCGGGAGGGAGUGUGGGGAGUGGAAUAGGGUUUGAUGAGAGGAGGAAUACGGUUAUGAGCUUAGGGGCUUCGAGCUCGGGGAUGGGGACAAGGAGAGCUGUUACGGCGCCGUUGAGUCCGUUGCCUGGUGGGCCAGAGAAGGAGAUGAGUUUUGGGGAUGCGGGUGGUGGGGGCCAGGAGAAGGAGAAUAAGUUCUUGGGGUUCUUUAGGAGGUUGGCUUGUUGGCGGUGAUCAUUACUUUCUUGUAUGAUCUAUUAAAACGAAUGGAAUGAGGGACGACGAUGAGGUGGAGGACGUUUCAUGUAUAAAGUUAUGGAAAGUCAGUAUGGAUAUUAUACCACGAGAGGAAAGGGGCAGAAAGAGGUAGCAUGGAUAUGUACCAGUAAUGUUAGAGCAGCUUCUGUUUGCAGAUUCACAUCACACAGCACGGAAAUGGAAUGAAUGGAAUAUCGAAGUCUUCUAUGU
Molecule: messenger RNA, 1251 nt
Organism: Mollisia scopiformis
Lineage: Eukaryota; Fungi; Ascomycota; Leotiomycetes; Helotiales; Mollisiaceae
Product: ras-domain-containing protein
Exons: 1
Coding region: 178-1017 (279 amino acids)
Biological process (GO): signal transduction
Cellular component (GO): plasma membrane
Molecular function (GO): GDP binding; GTPase activity; GTP binding
Source: RefSeq, a predicted model, not a curated record